Pollicipes pollicipes is the source of this 1365-nucleotide messenger RNA. It is a transcript of the gene cpa, whose product is annotated as F-actin-capping protein subunit alpha. The record is from RefSeq and is a predicted model, not a curated record. The coding region runs from base 243 to 1106 and encodes 287 amino acids. Gene Ontology annotation, molecular function: actin filament binding. The transcript is spliced from 8 exons. Gene Ontology annotation, cellular component: cortical cytoskeleton; F-actin capping protein complex. Lineage: Eukaryota; Metazoa; Arthropoda; Thecostraca; Pollicipedomorpha; Pollicipedidae. Gene Ontology annotation, biological process: barbed-end actin filament capping; actin cytoskeleton organization.
GUACACACCCAGGCGCUCCAAGCUGUGCUUGGUAUUUGGUACCGACGAGUGGGUGUACUGCCAGGGGGCGUUAAAGAGGGGAGAACCAGUUGCUGAAAACGUUCCUCGUGUGGAAACGGUCGAAUUCCAUAAGAGUCGCCGCUCAACUCUGACAGAAAUAAUUUGGGGCUGCUGUGCCCGCGUAGAAUAGACCUAAUCUAGGCAUUGCUUUUUUACCCCAGUUGUUAUAACAGGCUCGCAAUAUGACUGACUAUGACGAACCAAUAUCGGACCAGGAAAAGGUGCGCAUUGUUUCUGAUUUCAUUCUUCAUUCCCCGCCUGGAGAGUUCAAUGAAGUUUUCAAUGAUGUGAGGCACUUGAUCAACAAUGACAAUUUGCUGAAAGAGGGGGCAUCAGGCGCGUUCGUGCAGUACAACAAGGAUCAGCUGACGCCCGUCCGGCUGCCUGGCGUGGAGAUCCCCGCCUUCAUCACCGAGUUCAACGACCUGGGCGGCUCGCGCUACUUGGACCCCAGAUCAAAGCAGAGCUUCCGCUUUGACCACCUGAAGAAGGAGGCGUCGGACCUCAAGCCGCACGAGGGCGACAGCGCCGCCGAGCCGUGGCGCCGGGCGCUCGAGGUCGAGAUGACCGCCUACACGGACGACCACUACAAGAACGGCGCGUGCGCCGUGUUUGGCCACGCCUCCGACGGCACCAUUACGCUGGUCGCCUGCAUCGAGGACCAUCAGUUCCAGCCCAAGAACUUCUGGAACGGCCGCUGGCGGUCGCAGUGGACGGUGACCCUGUCGCCGGGCGGCACUGCCCAGGUCAAGGGCGUGCUCAAAGUGCAGGUGCACUACUACGAGGACGGCAACGUGCAGCUGGUCUCGUCCAAGGACGCCGAGGAGGGCGCCGUCGUGACGACGGAGUCGCAGACGGCCAAGGAGGUGGUGCGUCUGAUCGAGACGUCCGAGAACGACUACCAGACGGCCAUCUGCGAGAACUACCAGACCAUGUCGGACACCACCUUCAAGGCCCUGCGCCGCCAGCUGCCGGUGACACGCUCCAAGAUCGACUGGGGCAAGAUCAUCCAGUACGGCAUCGGGCGCGAGCUCAAGCAGCAGUGAGCCCGGCGCACCUGUGAUACAGGGCCGCAGGGGGACGGCCCCACCAUGUUGACGAGAUGUGUAACCAAAGCUUGCGCGAGCGCGCGCGCCGCCGCCGCGCUCCGGGCGUUGGAUUUUGUAGUCUGUUCACGGUUGGGUCAGCUCUGCGUGGCGCCCGGUGGCUGAGCCGUUCGGCACCGGCGGGCAAGUGGUAUUUACUCUCUUCGAGUCUGUCGAAUUAUUAUUAAUACAUCCACCCACUGCUUGUACGGACACGGUC